AAAAUAUGAGUUUAUUUAAGAUUUUGCCAUUAUCUUUAACAAAACGCCCCAAAAGAAUAUGGACAUCCUUAUCUACAACACAUUAUAGUUUCCGUUCAAUCAGUUGUACUAACAAACCACACUCCGAAGCCAAAGUCUGUGAAGGAAUUUCAAAAACAUAUCCCGUUGUAGAUCAUGCAUUUGAUGUAGUUAUUGUUGGAGCCGGCGGUGCCGCAUUACGAGCUGCAUUCGGCUUAUUGGAAUUGGGUUUCAAAACAGCAGUUGUUACUAAAAUCUUUCCAACACGUUCGCACACCAUCGCCGCGCAGGGUGGGGUAAAUGCGGCGCUAGGCAAUCAAGGUCUUGACGAUUGGCGAUUUCAUUUUUACGAUACAGUCAAGGGAUCAGAUUGGUUGGGCGAUCAGGAUGCAGCCCAUUAUAUGACACGCGAGGCACCACGUGCCAUUUUAGAGCUUGAAAAUUAUGGAUUGCCUUUUUCACGUACGCCAGACGGGAAGAUAUAUCAGCGACCAUUUGGUGGACAUACUGUGAAUUAUGGCAAGGGAAUGGCUCGACGUGCAUGUGCAUGCGCCGAUCGCAUUGGACACGCCCUUCUGCAUACGCUUUAUGGUCAAUCCCUUGCGUACGAUAUUCACUAUUUCAUAGAGUUCUUUGUAUUGGACCUUAUAUUUGAGAACUUAGCAUGUUGUGGUGUUAUGGCAAUUUGUUUGGAGGAUGGGACUUUACACCGUUUUCGCGCGCUUAACACCAUAAUUGCUACCGGUGGCUACGGACGCACCUUUUUUUCAUGCACUUCCGCACACACCAGCACGGGGGAUGGCAAUGCAAUGGUCGCACGACAAGGUUUACCACUGCAAGAUAUGGAAUUCGUUCAAUUUCAUCCGACUGGUAUGUAUGGUCCUGGUGUACUUGUUACAGAAGGUUGUAGGGGUGAAGGUGGAUACUUGGUGAACUCGAAGGGUGAACGGUUCAUGGAAAAGUAUGCACCGAAAGCAAAAGAUUUAGCACCGCGUGAUAUGGUUGCCCGUUCAAUGACCAUGGAAAUUAUGGAAGGUCGAGGUGUGGGACCUGAAAAAGACCAUAUUCUUUUACAGUUACACCAUUUGCCGAGUGAGAAAAUCCUUACACGAUUGCCGGGUAUUGUAGAAACCGUUCGGAUUUUCACGGGCAUAGAUGUGACAAAGGAACCAAUACCGGUUAUACCAACUGCGCAUUACAAUAUGGGCGGAAUACCAACAAACUAUAGGGGACAAGUAUUAACUAUCGAUACAAAUGGAUGCGACAUUCCGGUUGCUGGAUUAUAUGCGUGCGGUGAAGUUUCCUGCAAUGUUCAUGGUGCAAAUCGUUUGGGUGCAAAUUCACUUUUGGAUCUGGUGAUUUGGGGGCGAUCCUGUGCUUUACAUAUUGCAGAGAAUUGUGUGCCCGGCUGUCCAGCUCCAACUUUGAAGGAUAACGCUGGCGAAAUAUCUGUAGCAAAUAUUGAUAAACUUCUUCAUGCGAAUGGUAGUAUCACCACUGCAUCAUUACGUUUGCAAAUGCAGAAAGCUAUGCAUCACCACGCUGGUGUUUUUCGUAUCGGACCCAAUCUUCAAGAGGGAGUACAAAAAAUGAUUAAUAUAUAUAACGAAUUUAAAAAUAUACGCGUGGUUGAUAGGUCUUUAAUUUGGAAUUCGGACCUCAUCGAAACAUUAGAGUUGCAAAAUUUACUUGUGAAUGCCAUGUGCACCAUGGUGGCUGCUGAAAAUCGCAAAGAAUCGCGUGGCUCUCAUAUGCGUGAAGAUUUUAAACAGCGUAUUGAUGAAUAUGACUACAGCAAGCCCAUAGAUUCCCAGCAAAAGAGCCCAAUUGAAAAACAUUGGCGAAAACACACGCUAACAUGGAUUUGCUGUGAAACUGGCGAAGUAAGAAUUAAAUAUCGCCCCGUCAUCGACACUCCUUUGGACAGCAGCGUAGAGCAUGUGCCGCCUGCUGUGCGCGUAUACUGAUCGUUGGAUUUUGGACUAUUUAUACAUACGUAUUUUAAUCAUUGGUUUUUAACAAAACUGUUUUUACCUGUCAACUUUCUUUCAAUAGGGUUCUCUUUAUAAUACUUAUACGUUUUUGUUUUAACUAUAAAAUAAUAUACAUACGCUUCAACUGAGAAAACAAUUAAAACGGCAUGAACAAAUUUCCAAAGAAGGUUUUAGAACAAAAAAGGAAGUCUGAUACAUAUAUCAAAACUGUAUGAAAUAACUAUAGCGCCAGCAAUAUACGAAAUCAAAUAUUUAUU
Rhagoletis zephyria (snowberry fruit fly) is the source of this 2269-nucleotide messenger RNA. Its product is annotated as succinate dehydrogenase [ubiquinone] flavoprotein subunit, mitochondrial-like. Gene Ontology annotation, molecular function: succinate dehydrogenase (quinone) activity; electron transfer activity; flavin adenine dinucleotide binding. Gene Ontology annotation, cellular component: respiratory chain complex II (succinate dehydrogenase). Gene Ontology annotation, biological process: mitochondrial electron transport, succinate to ubiquinone; tricarboxylic acid cycle. The record is from RefSeq and is a predicted model, not a curated record. NCBI's taxonomy places the organism in Eukaryota, Metazoa, Arthropoda, Insecta, Diptera, Tephritidae.